Alternaria conjuncta is the source of this 2001-nucleotide messenger RNA. RefSeq lists its product as uncharacterized. Gene Ontology annotation, molecular function: protein serine/threonine kinase activity; ATP binding. Lineage: Eukaryota; Fungi; Ascomycota; Dothideomycetes; Pleosporales; Pleosporaceae. The transcript is spliced from 3 exons. Gene Ontology annotation, biological process: peptidyl-serine phosphorylation; peptidyl-threonine phosphorylation. Bases 1 to 2001 code for a protein of 666 amino acids. The record is from RefSeq and is a predicted model, not a curated record.
AUGCAUGUUUCGGAGGCAUCAGCCCCGCAUCUUCACUUGCGCAAUGACCCGGUCAACAGCUCAGCCGACGAUGGCCAAGCAAAGUUGAGCAAUGCCACGCCCCAGUUUCACGUGGCUGCGUCAGUCGAAUCGGGCCCAGUGCUUCCAGACACUAUCGCUCCGAAUGGGGCGUUAGCGGACACGACACACGAGAACGUCACGUCGAGAUGUACACGUCUUCGGUCAUACAGCUCAGACGAGACACCAGUUGUCGUUGAAACCAAAUCGACGAUUGCGAAAUUGCAGCCCUGUUACAGCUGUGGCGAAAUCGGAACUGGCAACCACUUGAAGGUUCCAAGCACGCCUCACCGCCGGCGUGACUCCUUCCACAAGUCAUCGGCAUCGAGCGAAGGCGACAAUGACUCCGAGCUUGAGGAGCACGAUCUCGAGCAAUCGUUUGCCUCACUUCGCGUCGCCGAGGGUUGUCAAGAAUUGCAAAGCAAACUAUUUGAGGCUCUACAACGGACGUGGAACCCCAAUGGCCAUGACCAAGAGUUUCUCCCGAAAGGCGAGCUUUAUCGCCUCAUCAAUACAGAAACAGUCGCGCAAGUUCUGAAAAAAGACCUCUCACGCAUACACACUCACGAACGCAUUCGACUACUCGCUCAACGCGUCUGUAGCGAGACACGUGUCUUACACAGAGGAAAGGAGAAGAUCAAAACUUUUCGAAAGAUCUUUGCUUUACUUGUCAUCGCCGAGUACACAUCGUCAAUCUCACUGUUCCUUGAUGAAGACGUAAGCGAUCUCGAUCUCCCUCUGAUUUCAACCAAGACAUCGAAGGGGAAGAAAGGAUUUUGUCGCAGGGAUACAUCAGGAAAGCCAAUAAACACUCCUCUCGAGUGCUUCCAGCACGAUGAUUGGUCCUCCAUCAAGGUUCGUAACUUCGAACAAUUCCAAUGGGAUUUCUUAGCACCCUUUUUCGCCCGAGAUGAUGAUGGAGAUGUCAAGCACUACGUGCUAGAUAACCAGCAUAUCUUGCCCUUCAUCCCACCACACAAUACCGAAGAUGAAGAUGCGGAUAGGACAGGGGGCUUCGGCAAAGUUUUCAUGGUCCGUAUACACGGCGAUCACCACAACUUCCGGGAUGAGAGGCUAUCUCACAGAGGUUUCGCUAUCAAGCAACAACUGCAUGAGAUGGACCGUGAUGCAUUCAAGAAGGAAAUAAUCAUUCUGAAGUCCUUCAGUGAGAACAUCGAUCAGCAAACCGCCGGACCAGAUGCUGAUGAUCACAUGAUGGACCCUUAUCUGGAUAGAGUGCAGUCUUCUGACUCUUUUGAACGGCCAGCCAGCCCUGUUGUGUCUGAUCGACCAUUGUGGCGGUCGAUACAGCCCAGUGACGUCGAGCAGCUCAACAGUAGGCAACCUAUGUUACUGGAACACGCGGAUCUAGGAGUUCGACCCCUGGACAGCAACACUGGUAGUGUUGGAGCCAUGAAGCAUGCCCGGAAGCAAGUCGAUUUUGAUAAGACGUCGCACUUCCCUCGUCAGCAAAUGCACGAGAAGAAAUUUGGCCGUCAUGGAGAUAUCAAUCCUGGUAACAUACUCUGGUACGAUGACUGUGACGUUGAGAAAGCGGAUCUGAAGGGCACCAUGAAGUUAGCCGACUUUGGGCAAGCAGAACUCAACACCCUGCUGAGUCGGACGCAACCUCGUGAUGUUGCUAACACCCUGACCUAUCGUCCGCCUGAAUGCGAUCUUCAGCCCAAAAUCGUUCGCCAGUCAUAUGACAUCUGGUGUCUAGGCUGUGUGUACCUCGAAUUUGUAACAUGGGUACUUGGUGGAAAGUCGCUACUACUAAGUUUCUCUCAGAAACGGAGUACUCCGGACAUGUUUCAAAACAAUCACAAGUCGGAUACAUUCUUCCAAGUAGUGAGAGAUCAAGAAACUGGCCAACCGGAAGUCAUGAUCAAGAAAGCUGUCACAUUGGUAUGCCGAUCGUCUCUUCUACCGCUGUUUCGAUAG